UUGAGACCUCCUGACUGCAACAACUCAUCAUCCGGUGUGUUGGGAAGCUACGGAGAUCUGGAAAAAAAAACAAAAAACAUGUCGACAGUCUUCUCUUUCCAGACACAGCUCGUCUCCAUUAUGGACGCCUUAUCCAAAACAGCUGUAAUGGAAAUAAGCAAACUGGUGGAGAUCGAGUCGAAGAUGCUGAAAAUAGAGAUAACUCGAGGGCGGAAUGAAAUAGCCUCACUGACAGAGAAACUGCAGCUGAUGGAGAAAUUGCUUUAUAUUGCACAGGGGAGCAGACAAGACGCAGCAGCAGCAGCCUGCUCAGUGCUGAGGGACGAUUCAUCAAACGCUAUAUUAGAACCUGACAGGACAAGACCUGCCAUAAAAAGUGAGAGUCCAUGGGAAAACAUAGGUUCCUCCACAGAGACAAGCAGUUUGCAUCUCACUGAAGAGCAUUCUGCAACUGAACUGCCAAAUCCACUGAAAGAGCAGCCUGAGCUGAUAGUGGUAAAGGAGGAGCCAUCAGAGGAGGACAAUAGAGUGCCUGAACAAGAUAGAACAAGUGAAAACAGAAGGGAAACACUCACAGACACCCAGAAGUGUCCAGAUGUGAUCCAACGUCUCAAACCCGUCUCAGAGCAUCAGCAGCCAAUGUUUACUGACAGUUUUGUGGCUCUGAGUACCCAGUCGUCUUUCAUCGGAUCAGGAAGGAGAGACACCCAAUGGAAUCCACAGCUCACACCCGCACACACAAACCUAGAGACUGGGAAAAGCUUACCUCCUAAUGUUGCCUCCCAAAGUGUGAGCGUGCUCAGGAAUAUGAAGAUACACAAUCUGAGGAACUCUGCCGCCAAGAGGUUUGGCUGCUUGCAGUGUGGCAAGAGUUUCAGAUGCUUUAGCCAGCUCGAAAUACACCAGAGAAGUCACACGGGAGAGAAACCAUUCAGGUGCACACUGUGCGGAAAGAGAUAUGCUCAAAAAGGGCAUUUGUACACACACCAGCGCACACACACUGGUGAGAAGCCGUACCGCUGUCCUAUUUGUGGAAAGGGCUUUAUUCAAAAAUGCACUCUCGAUAUGCAUCAACGUACACACACCGGAGAAAAACCUUUUGUUUGUAUCAAAUGCGGCAAGGGUUUCACAAAGAACUGUAAUCUGAAAAAACACCUCGCAGUACAUCUUGAUCCUAAUUUGCAUGUGUAUGGUGGUGAAUCAGGUGCGCCGACAUUUAGUGGGACAUUCAUAAAUGGAACCACUUAAAACACUGUAGCUGCUCAGAUGUAACUUCUUCAGCUGUGUGAUCAAAAUAUUUUGUGCAUAAUAAGAUAUAAUAAGCUCCAGA
Molecule: messenger RNA, 1330 nt
Organism: Scomber japonicus (chub mackerel)
Lineage: Eukaryota; Metazoa; Chordata; Actinopteri; Scombriformes; Scombridae
Product: zinc finger and SCAN domain-containing protein 2-like
Exons: 4
Coding region: 79-1248 (389 amino acids)
Biological process (GO): regulation of transcription by RNA polymerase II
Molecular function (GO): DNA-binding transcription factor activity; RNA polymerase II cis-regulatory region sequence-specific DNA binding
Source: RefSeq, a predicted model, not a curated record